AUGCAAAAUUCUAUAGAGAGCGUGCUGGAAUUGGCGUUACACAAAUCCUCACGAGAUACUUCAUUCGAUUUUGGAUCGCAGCCAGGAGAACCAAGAUUCAAUGCCAGUUCGGAUCUUGGAGAAAGUGGUGGAGAGCAAGCAGGCGCUGGGGAUGAUUCUUUUCCGUCCUUGGAUGAACUACGAGAAAACAUUGUGAGCACACUAGAUGCUUCUAUCGUAAAAUUUAGCGAUUUAUUAUCGCGCCGGGGGAUUGUCCAACAGCCAAGACUUUUCAAACUUUCAGAUGAAUUACUGGGGUUGAUUUUAGGCUUUCUUGCAGAGCCACAGCUCUGCGAGCCUCUUCCUACCAUUUACCUUCAAUCGCGUGCCAAACGGCGUCAACGGAAUGAAGAGUUUAUAGAGAGCGUAAAAGCGAUCCAGAGCCUGCGAUUCGUAUGCCGAAGAAUUUGCAAUGUCAGCUCAGUCUUUCUUCUUCCUACCGUGCGUGUUGAAUUGAGUGCACAAUCCCUUGCGCGCCUUGAUAUGAUCUCUCGUCAUCCUACUAUCGGCAAAGGCGUUAGAACUGUAAGAGUCAUUACUCGUUGCUUGGACCGCAUGCCUAUUGAUAGCUUUGAGAAUUUCCGUCAUCAUAAAUCUGAGUACUUGAGUGAAGCUCUAGAUGGGGUGGUAUCUGAUGACGAGGGAGAAGAGUUCAGGAUGAGUUGUGAGUUAUAUCGGCGGUAUAUAUUAAAUGGAUCAGGUAAUAGUAUCAAUGAAAGUAUCUUGCACAAUGGGCCGUUUGUGUUUGAUGGAUCGGAUGGUAUUAUCACUGAUAAAAACUUGCGUCAAAUCUUCUGGAGCAAAGCUUAUGGGCGGUAUAAAUAUCUCCAUGCAGAACAAGAAAUUCUAUCAGAAGAGGGUGUAUUUCUGGAGGGCGUUGGCACUGCGGUCGCUCGAAUGCCAAGGGCAACAACACUUCAUCUUUGCGACAGGGGCGGUGAUGACUUUUAUGAUUACAACCCUCAUCCAAGACUUUAUUCAACAUCAAAAUUACUGUUUGAUUAUUAUGAAAACGAGGAUGUACUUAUCGACGAUAUUAUUAAAUCCAAACUUUUUGGGGGUGAGGAUGAAAACAAUUCAUACCUAGGAACCGAUACAAGCUGGAAUUCACCAUCCGCUCAGAUACUUCUUAGGCUUCCAGGUGCUAUCCACAAGGCUGGCAGGUCACUCGAAAACAUCUGUAUUGAAAUAGAAUGUCCCAGCGAUCACAGAACUUUGGCCUCAUUUGAGGACUUCCAAGAACUUUCAGCUGCGACACAGCGGCUAAAACAGUUCACAUUUUAUUGCACAUAUGACGAAGAUGAUGAAGAUGAAGAUGAUCAGUGGACGCCCACGGAAUUAGAUGGUUUGGUUAAAUACCUUUCUGCGAUUGUGAACACAAAUGCUCUAGAAAAGAUUGACAUCAAUCUAUCACACCAUGCUAUAGGGCUAGGGAACUUCGACAUGGAGGAACAAAAUCCAUCGGUGCCUUCUUUGGGAACAAUUCUCACCAGUCGUAUAUGGCCGAAUCUCAAAUCAAUAUAUUUGUCCCGAGUACCGCUUCAUCUAUCAGAGCUAGAAACAUUCAUCGACAAUCUAAAGUCAUUAGAUGUAGAAAUGAAUAUACAAUAUAUGUAUCUCAUAAGUGGCUCGUGGAGCGAUGGACUCGAAACAUUCAAAAGGAAUUUGAUUCAAAAUUUGGUCCUUAGGGAGCCAAUUUCAAGGUCGGAGUGCCGAGCAUUACUUUCCAGCGGAAAGCUCUUUUGGGACUGGGACAAGGGGCAAUUUUAUUGGGACUGUAGCCAUUCACUACUGAAAACUAGAACAAGUGAUUACUAA
Messenger RNA from Botrytis fragariae, 1857 nucleotides. RefSeq lists its product as uncharacterized. Lineage: Eukaryota; Fungi; Ascomycota; Leotiomycetes; Helotiales; Sclerotiniaceae. The record is from RefSeq and is a predicted model, not a curated record. The transcript has a single exon. Bases 1 to 1857 code for a protein of 618 amino acids.